This is a messenger RNA of Stomoxys calcitrans (stable fly), 1093 nucleotides long. RefSeq names its product ficolin-2. The coding region runs from base 60 to 989 and encodes 309 amino acids. NCBI's taxonomy places the organism in Eukaryota, Metazoa, Arthropoda, Insecta, Diptera, Muscidae. The record is from RefSeq and is a predicted model, not a curated record. The transcript is spliced from 6 exons.
CAUUUGGUGGCAGUUAGCUAUCAACUUUGAAAGCAUUCAUUUCACCAAUCAACUUGAGAAUGGCCAAUCCACAGUCCAUGGUGUGUUUUCUGCUUUUGCUACAUAUUACUGUAGAAAUUUUUGCAAUGCGUUGUGAGGAUGGCUAUGAAAAGAACUUUCAUCCUUGGGAUAGAAUGCCAAACGAUGGUUUAACUAUGAAGGACUUAGUGGAAAUGAAAGAGGAUAUUGAAAAUUUAAAACAAAAAUCCUUGGAAUCCUCGAAUGUGAAAGAUUUGCCUAUGUUUGAUAUUCGCUAUGAUGCCAUACCUGAAAAAUGUCGAACACAAGAAACUCCCCAAAAUUGUGGAGAAGCCACUGCAUGCAUUAAACGCAGUGGUUAUUACCACCUAAAACUCCCUCAAUACAGCAAUGAAAGCUUUCUGGUGGAAUGUGAUGCACAUACAGAGGGUGGCGAUUGGACUGUGAUACAAAGGCGCCAAGAUGGCUCUGUGGAUUUCUAUCGCACAUGGGCUGAGUAUCGCCAAGGAUUUGGUAACAUUGAUGGAGAGUUCUUUAUUGGCAUGGAUAAAUUACAUGCCCUCACUAACUACAAUGGUCCUCAGGAAUUGCUGAUUAUAAUGGUCAAUGACACUACUGCUGGCGAGAAAGAGGCCAAAUAUGAUGACUUUGCCAUUGGCAAUGAAGAGAACAAAUUUGUUUUAAAACGCAUUGGGCGUUAUACUGGUACAGCCGGUGACUCUUUAACUGCCCAUUUGGCUCAGCCAUUUUCCACCAAAGAUCAAGACAAUGAUAAAAAUGUGGAAUCAAGUUGUGCUGUUGCCUAUUUGGGUGCCUGGUGGUAUACCAAAUGUCAUUCCAGUAAUCUCAAUGGACAUUUUGGUGAUGCAAGCUAUGGCAAAGGCAUUAACUGGUAUAGUCUUUCGGGACACAAUAGAUCAUUGAAAUAUGUCAAAAUGAUGUUGAGAAGGCGAAGAACUUUAAUUAAAUAACAUCAAAAUGUAAAAAAACAUAAUUUAAAAUAAUACCCAUGUAGAGACCCCAAAAUCUGAUUUUUGCCAAAAAUUGAUUUUAAUAGAAAAAUUUUACAAAUUUU